This is a messenger RNA of Pecten maximus, 2834 nucleotides long. Its product is annotated as calmodulin-A-like. Gene Ontology annotation, molecular function: enzyme regulator activity; calcium ion binding. The record is from RefSeq and is a predicted model, not a curated record. The transcript has 6 exons. Bases 722 to 1198 code for a protein of 158 amino acids. Lineage: Eukaryota; Metazoa; Mollusca; Bivalvia; Pectinida; Pectinidae.
AAGGAAUGUAUCUGUACUUCAUGGUAGCAUACAAAUAGCUGAAAUGCUCUAUUAAAAAUAGUGUUUUUGGAGCUGUAAGCUGUAGUACACAUACAUGUAUAGCUAAUGAACAGCAUAGGAAACUAUGGCGGCUGGUUAUGUUACGUCAUUUACAGAGGCGUGUGUUGUGUGAGAUGAUUUUAGGGAGUAUAUCACUAGGACAAACACUUACCGUCUAUUUGGUCCUGUGAGAGAUGUUCCAUCUGAAAAAUAAUCAAUUGAGUGAUAUCAGCUUGAACAGCGUCAUGCAUGAUGUCGUUAUCUUCAUAUACGUCACACUGACUUUGAAGUGAACCAAACUUUGGCACCAGAUUUUCUGCCAGUUACAGUUUGAGUGGCGUGCACCAACCCCGUGACCGUCCAUCUAUGACAUGUGUGUGGACUUGACAAAAGAAGGGGAUUAUAUUACGGCUGACUGGAAACGAGACACGUCCGUACAAAGAAUCAGACACAACUGUACAGUAUAAUUAAAACAAUGAUCUGGUCAUAUAAAACAAUUCACAUAUUGCUUAUCCCGUGGUUAAUACAACAAUCAAACCAUGCAUAAAACCGAUUCCUUCAGAUAUCAAAACAACUAUUGUACAGUACUGAUUCAACAUAGUGAAGAAUAACACAGGGUUGGACUAAUUUUAUUCUACUACAUACGGGCCCCAUGUAGGUGAAAACAGCGGUUUCCCUAAAAAUGUCGCAGACGUCUGAACAAGUGGAGGACGAAAUCGACCUAACACCAGAUCAGAUAGCGGAAUUUCAGGAGGCGUUUAGCCUGUUUGAUAAAGAUGGCGAUGGUACAGUGUCGGCAAAGGAACUUGGGACGGUAAUGAAGGCUCUUGGACAGAACCCAUCAGAUGCAGAAUUACAAGAGAUGAUAAAAGAAGUGGAUACAGAUGGUAACGGCACGAUAGAGUUCGAUGAGUUCCUGCAGAUGAUGGUGAAGAAAAUGAAGGAUUCCGACAGUGAGCAAGAAAUAAAAGAGGCGUUCCGAGUGUUUGAUAAGGAUGGCAAUGGAUAUAUAAGUGGAGAGGAGCUCCGACUUGUUAUGGCGUGCCUGGGAGAGAAGUUGUCGGAUGAGGAAGUUGAAGAGAUGAUUAGUGAGGCAGAUCUCGAUGGCGAUGGUCUUAUCAACUACGAUGAAUUUCUGGCAAUGAUGUCGAAGAGUUGAUACCUUAUCAAAUGGAGUGUGUAUGUUCAAAGACUGGAGGAUACUACAGUUAUAGCGAAAUGUAUGUGUGGAUGUAUAGCUUUCCUCUCAAAAUCAUAUUACUGCAUCUUUAAAGUGGACCAUUACCCUUCCUCUCGUCGGCUUUUGCUACUAUCACAGACAGUAGCAUUAUCUACAAAAACAUGCCAAAUGGAUACUAAUGCAAGAGUUAUCGAGAUACUUGAAACACAGGCACCUUACUAAAACACCAUUUUUUAUGUUUUAUCUUUGUUUUUAAAAGUAGGUGCAUGAAUUAAUGUCUUUUGUGACGUAAGUCAGAAAUGAUUUUUGACAAAAUGGCGCCACGUGACUUUAUCGAUCAGGACGAUGUGGAUACAUUCGUAUGAGUGUUAUAGAAAAAUAUAGUGCUCUAGUUUGAGAGCGUUGUAUAUUGCGAUGUAAUUUGAUCAUACAUCUCAAUGGAAUGUUCAGCCUGCGCCAAGCACUUUCUAAAAGUUCUAUACACGUGUUCAGGGAAAGAAUCAUUAUAAUUUUAUGUCUUCGACACGUGGCAAGGAGGGCAUGCCAACAUGCAUUACACAGAAUGUAAUAGGUUUAAAAGAGCAAAUAGAUUGAUAUUCCAUUUUCAUUUAUAGGAGGAGAAAAAACUUAACUCAAUUUAGAUAAACAUUCAUUUUUAUUAAAAGUCACACAUUGGAAAGUGUGCAUCAAAUUCAAAACAAAGUGCCCAAAAUGUGUCAUGGAAUCCAUUGCAUAGAUAAUUCAAUAUAGGCAUAGUACACCAAAUAUUCACUCGUCACCGUUUAGAGUUAACACAUUUUGAUGACGUCAUCCACAUUUUUUGUAGAUUUAUAUUCGAUGACGUCACUCAUUAUGAUAUAACAAGUUGCUGACAUCAUCCAUCAUGUGUAUACUUUUUAUAUGAUUAUUUAACUGUCAAACUGUAUAAUGACUGGCAUUUUCACAAUAUUUUUUAUUGAAUGUAACAAUGUAAACAGUGAUAUUUUUUGUUGUAAAAUUGGGAUCAUACAGGUUUUGAAUACAGUGUAUGCUGUCUUUUAGUUAAUCUUGUUUACAAUGAUGUACGACAUAAAUAAACAACAUGUGUAUUUAACUGAUUUUUUCCGUGUGACGCAUGAAUAUUGAAACAAGAUUAACUAAAAUUCCGGUUUUAUGAAAGCUGGUGCAUAAUGACCAAGAAAUAAUGGUUGAAAUAUAUUUAUUCUUCUUAGAUCAACAAAAUAUUUUAAUAAGCUUCCAUUGUGAUUGGCAGUAAAAUUAAAAUUGUUUGAAGUGCUGUUUAUAGCUAUAUCAAAUAGUGUUGACGAAUUCGAUCUCUCUAGACCAGAUUAAACAUAGUCUAGUUCAUUAAGGUCGCGCAUAUAACAUAAACUUCAAACUCUAUUCAGCACAUACACUAAAUGGGAAACGAGUUGAAUGUAUUGACUUUAACGCUGAAAAACAUAAACAUAUGUAAUGAAUCUAAGAGGGACUAUGUCCAUAUUUAUUUUAAGGGUUUUGAAGUUAAAACUGAAGUAUAUAAAUCUUUUAUUCCAAUAUUUCAAUGCAAAAAUGCUAUUGGAGAUUUAUAUAUCGAUAAUCAGUUCUAGUGUCAGAUAACAUAGAGUUUAAACUU